CUAGACAUCAUUGAGGAGCAAUAAAUAGUAUUUAUGCAGGUUUUUAAUACAUACUGCCAAAACUGAUUUAUAAAAGUGAAUAUAGAUUAUCCUUAUGUUACCAGUGAAAGCAAAUUGGUGAGUUACCAUUUCAUGGAAGAUCAGUGACAGAGACGGGAUUUGUUUUCCCAGGUUUUCUGAUGCUUGUUACCACAGUAUACCUUUGCCUUUGGAACAAAUCUGUGAUCGUAUCUGCAGGUUUCAGGUUCUUAAGAUUAUUGUGCUUAUUAAAUAAGUAAUCUGCCCUUCAGAGAUAAUUUUUUAAGCUACUGUUCAAUAAAUUGUUGCACUGAACCAGAUGGGCCUUGUUUCUGCAGUGGUUGUUGCUGACCUGGAUUAGUCCUCUGGCCCCGCUUGUUCUGAGGAUCCAAAGGAGCUUAGAGCAGGGGGUGCAGGGACACGCAGGAAUGGCUGGAGGUUGGCGAGAGGAGGGAUAGGGAGCUGCGUGAGACAGCAUCACCUCAGAGAGAAAUGCCUAUGAAUCUACAGACAUUUAGGUUUCUUGGUAGUGAUUUCAGCAACAUGUGUAAUGAUACAGCAGUCACUGGGGGUUUUUUAGCAACUUGAAUUUCUUUAACUUUCCAUUGAUGUGAUUGGGUAUGCUCUGGGUCAGUCAGCAUCAUUACUCCAUAAAGAGAUGUAAUAUGGAAGGUAAAAGUCAUUCAGAACUAACUUCAUCUUUUCUAUUUUAGCAGGUUUAAAAAAUGGCUGAAGAUGGAAGUGAUGAGACUAUGUUUAUUUGGUGCGAGGACUGUGGGCAGUACCAUGAUUCAGAGUGUCCUGAACUGGGCCCAGUGGUGACAGUCAAAGACUCCUUUGUAUUGAGCAGGGCAAGAUCAUCUCUGCCUUCUAAUUUGGAGAUAAGACAAUUGGAAGAUGGGACUGAAGGAGUAUUUGCUCUGACUCAGCUAGUGAAACGUACCCAGUUUGGCCCAUUUGAAUCCAAGAGAGUUGCCAAGCUGGAAAAAGAAUCAGUUUUUCCCCUGAAGGUAUUCCAGAAGGAUGGGCCCUUGGUAUAUUUUGACACCUCAAAUGAAGAUGAUUGCAACUGGAUGAUGAUGGUGCGACCAGCCACUGAAUAUGAGCAUCAAAACUUAACUGCCUUCCAGCAUGACAAUGAUAUUUACUUCACCACCUCCCGGGACAUCCCACCAGGAACUGAGCUGCGAGUGUGGUAUGCAGCUUUUUACGCCAAAAAAAUGGAAAAGCCAGUGCUGAAGCAGGUCACUAGUAUUGCCAAUGAUAUGUGCUUGGUAGUGAUGGAUUCUGAUAAAGAGGGAAAUAAAAUCUCUUCAAAACCUUCGUCUGCUGUCUUCCCCCAUAAAAAAACGAAGAAAUCCAGCGUACCAGCAGCUGAUCCAGCAGUGAACACUCCAGAAGGCAGUGGAGCUGCAGAAGCAGAGUCCAGCCAGUGGACAUGUAAAGUGUGUUCAUCUGCUUUCCAGGAGCCUCAGCUGCUGACAGAGCACUUGCUGAGUCACCUGGAACAAGCUAAAGGUGCCCCCCAAGCCAGCCAAAAUGAGGCUGUUGCAGAGAAGGUGGCAGAGGCUUCCCCUGUGGAUCAGCCAGUGACUUGUGAUGCCACCAGUGCCACUACAGACUCAAGGAGGAAGGCCAGGCGGGGACGAAAGCCCAAAACAGCUAAAGCAGAAACACCUCUUGUUGUCGUUGAAGAGAAAGAUUCUGCAGUGGAACGUGUAGCUGAUGUUGUAACUGAGGUCCCACCAGAAGAGGUAGCCAUGCCUUCAGCUGCAGAAGAGAGAAUUAUGGAAUUGGUUUUAGGAAAGAUGCCUAGCACCACAAAUAGCAUCAGUUCAGUGACAAAUAGGUUUGCUCAUCACCAAAACACCAUGUCCCUCAAAAGAAGUUUAAUUCUCUCCAGUAGACAUGGUAUACGGCGGAAGCUGAUAAAACAGCUUGGGGAGCACAAGCGAGUCUACCAGUGCAGUAUCUGCAGUAAGAUCUUCCAGAACAGCAGCAACCUCAGCAGGCACAUCCGUUCUCACGGUGACAAACUAUUUAAAUGUGAGGAAUGCGCAAAGCUGUUCAGCCGUAAAGAGAGCUUGAAGCAGCAUGUUUCAUACAAGCACAGCAGGAAUGAAGUUGACAGUGAGUACAGAUACAAGUGCACCACGUGUGAAAAGGCCUUUCGGAUAGAGAGCGCUUUGGAAUUCCAUAACUGCAGGACAGAUGACAAGACAUUCCAGUGUGAGAUGUGUUUCAGAUUCUUUUCUACAAACAGUAAUCUUUCAAAACACAAGAAAAAGCAUGGGGAUAAGAAGUUUGCAUGUGAAAUCUGCAAUAAGAUGUUCUACCGGAAGGAUGUCAUGCUAGACCAUCAAAGACGACACUUGGAAGGGGUGAGGCGUGUGAAAAGAGAAGACUUUGAGCACAGCACGGAAAAUAUGGUUCGCUACAAGAAGGAGCCUUCGGGAUGCCCCGUGUGCGGGAAGGUAUUUUCAUGUAGAAGCAAUAUGAACAAACACCUUCUAACACAUGGAGAUAAGAAAUACACUUGUGAAAUCUGUGGACGUAAAUUUUUCAGGGUGGAUGUUUUGAGAGAUCAUAUUCAUGUCCAUUUUAAGGACAUAGCAUUAAUGGAUGAUCACCAGAGGGAAGAGUUCAUUGGUAAAAUUGGAAUUUCAUCAGAGGAAAAUGAUGACAAUUCUGAUGAAAGUGCAGAUUCUGAGCCUCACAAGUAUAGCUGCAAAAGGUGCCAGCUGACUUUCGGCAGAGGGAAGGAGUACCUGAAGCACAUAAUGGACGUGCACAAGGAGAAAGGCUAUGGCUGUAGCAUUUGUAAUCGACGUUUUGCCUUGAAGGCAACUUACCACGCACAUAUGGUCAUUCAUCGGGAGAACCUGCCUGAUCCUAAUGUGCAGAAAUACAUCCAUCCAUGUGAAAUCUGUGGAAGGAUUUUUAACAGUAUAGGAAAUCUGGAAAGACAUAAGCUUAUACAUACAGGUGUAAAAAGUCAUGCUUGUGAGCAAUGUGGCAAAUCAUUUGCUAGAAAAGACAUGUUAAAAGAACAUAUGCGAGUCCAUGAUAAUAUCCGAGAAUACUUGUGUGCAGAAUGUGGCAAAGGUAUGAAGACAAAACACGCGCUUCGUCACCACAUGAAACUUCACAAAGGGAUUAAAGAAUACGAAUGCAAGGAAUGUCACCGAAAAUUUGCACAGAAAGUCAACAUGCUGAAGCAUUACAAAAGACACACGGGAAUCAAAGAUUUCAUGUGUGAGCUCUGUGGCAAGACAUUUAGUGAGCGAAAUACAAUGGAGACUCAUAAGUUGAUUCAUACAGUAGGAAAACAGUGGACAUGUUCAGUCUGUGAUAAGAAAUAUGUCACUGAUUACAUGCUACAGAAGCACAUCCAGCUCACUCAUGAUAAGGUAGAAGCCCAGAGCUGUCAGCUGUGUGGGACAAAGGUUUCUACCAGAGCGUCCAUGAGUCGACAUAUGAGGCGUAAACAUCCAGAGAUUCUUUCUGUGCGGAUUGAUGAUUUAGAGCAGCUGCCAGAGACAACUACCAUUGAUGCCUCCUCCAUUGGGAUCGUUCAGCCGGAAUUAGCCUUGGAACAGGGAGAAUUACCAGAAGGGAAACAGCAUAUGAAAGCUCCUAAACGUGGCCAGAAACGAAAACAAAAGUCAGGUGAGGAGGAGGAAGCCCAAGUGCCUGAGGACCAUGCCUUCAGUGAAUACACAGAGAAGGAAGGUGAAUUCACAGGGAAUGUUGGAGAUGAGACUAAUUCAGCUGUACAGAGCAUCCAGCAGGUGGUGGUGACCCUUGGUGACCCAAAUGUCACAGCCCCUUCCAGUUCUGUCGGGCUGACAAAUAUCACUGUUACCCCCAUUACGACAGCAGCCGGAACCCAAUUCACAAACCUCCAACCGGUGGCUGUGGGCCACCUGACUGCACCUGAACGGCAAUUACAGCUGGAUAACUCAAUUCUCACCGUGACGUUUGACACCGUCAGUGGUUCCGCCAUGCUGCACAACCGCCAAAAUGACAUUCAGAUCCAGCCGCAGCCAGAGGCAGCCAAUCCUCAGUCUGUGGCCCAUUUCAUAAACCUGACCACCUUGGUGAACUCCAUUGCUCCUCUCGGGAACCAGAUAACAGAACAGCAUCCUCUGGCGUGGAGGUCAGUGCCUCAGACUGACGUCUUGCAGUCCCAGGCGCAGCCAACGCAACAGCCAUCAGGACAGCAACAGGUUCAAACAGAGCAACAACAACAGAUGUAUAGUUACUAAUUUAUACUUUGAAAAGUUUUGAAAUGGACAAUACUUGGAGACAAAACCACACAGAUGUUUGGAAAAUUUCUAAUAGGAUUGUUUGCUGGAUACCAAACAGAGAUGGGAAAAUGUUUAUACAAUGAAAUGUAAGCUAAAAUUGGCAUAGCACCCUGCAACACCCAAAUCUUGAGAUUUUCAUGCUGUCUCUAGACCUUGCACUGUCUUAAAAAAAAGAAAAAAGAAAAAAUCUCACCAUAAAUUUAGCACCCCCUUGCACUGUGUAUUUUGUGCAGAUUGAGAUUUGACAGGAACAUCCUAACACAUCUUAACCAAAGCAGGGAAAUCCUAAAUGUGACAGCACUGGUGAUUUACAAAACUCUUUUAGUCAUCCCAUGUCACUUCUUUUCAGUCUGGAAAUUACAUGAAGACCUUGUUCACGGUGAGGUGGAAUGCACUUGUGGUCAGCUGGUAGAGACUGAAAUGUAAAGACACAAAUGGGCAAAACAAUAAUUUCCUUGGGUUUUAUCUUCUUUAGGUCUUGUAUCUAACAACAUUGGUAAAGUAGGUGGAGGUUGAGGCUUUUGGGGUGGGGAUGAGUGUGGUGUGGAAAAAAUAUACCAAUUUCACAAAGUAUUUCCAUUUUAGUCAUGGAAGAAGCCCUGUACCCAUAACACAGUGUUAGUGCUACUUGAAUCAGAUAGCUGGUCUAAUGCUAAAGCAAUUUUUAUGGUCUUCUAGUCAAGUUUGAAUCAAACCAAUUAUGAACUGAAAAAAGAAUGUGAUACAUUUUAAUGUAAUUUUUCAAAACCGCUCUUUCAAUCUUGCUUUUAGCUCGUAGGCCUGAAGAGCAAUCAGUCCCCUUUGAUCAAGUUCAGGAUGUGAAUUUUUUUCAAUUAGUCUUCUUUCAUCAUGUAAUAAACAUUUGAGAAAGCAUCUUUUUAUAUAUGUAUACAUAUAUAUAUAUAUCCUUUCUACUUUACUGUGUGUUCCUGGUGAGUAUUUGUGUGGAAAAACAGUUACCAAUAUGAUAAUUUUUUUUUUAUCCCCAUAUUUCCCUUUCUUACAGAAGUAAUGUAUGGAUUCUGUUCCUUCUGUUUCCAAACCUAUUUCCAAAAUUGAUAGCCACACAAGAUUGUGUGAAAUGCAAGAAAAAAGAAUGUCCGAAGCAUCUUCUGCCACAUGGAGGCAGUAUGCCCUAGUGUAUGAUGGGCAAGGUUUGCAUGACUAUUGGGGAUAUAAAUAGUGGGUUGGAUCAAACACAUCAUUGCUGAUACUACACUUUCAUUCCUUUCUCCAUACAUUGAUGUGCAGUCUGGACUUUUGCAUGUCAAGAAGAUGGUACCUUUCCCACAGAGAAAAAGCAGCUGAUAGCAAAAAGGAAUAAACUAAAAAAAAAAAAAAAAAAAAAAAAAGAAGUAAAAAAGUUGCUGCCUGGAAUCCUGAAAGGCAAAUCUGUCCUUCUAGCUAUGGCUGAAGAACAAGGUCCUUUGGGGCAGCAGACUGAGCCACAGAACUGUGCUAAAGGUUUUUGCUGAGGAUAAAGCAGCUGCUGUGUUUGACAGUGAAGAUAGAUUAAUGGUUGUAAAUGGUCUGUGCCUAUCGUAUUUAUGAAAAUGUUCUAUGUAUUAGCAAAAAUAUGAGUAGGAAUGACUUCAGCUUUGAAAGUCUGUAUUAACAUGGACUACUUGACCCCUAAAGGAUGCCUUAUAAUCUCUACAACAAAUUUUUCCAAAGUAUAAACGUCUGGAUAUUAAAAUUAACCUCCAAUGGUUUUCUUGGUGCCGUAGCAGUGUCCAGAGGCUCACUACGCUAGGCUCUGUGUAAAGCUUAGUUGCAACAGGACAUGUAUAGGAAAGGCGUUUCCGGUGGGACAUUUUGUGUGACGGGAGCAGAACUACUUUUCUGUAAAUGUCAACAAGCCCAUAAAAUGUCUGCAUGGGAGGGACCUAUAUUUGAUGGGACAAAGAUGCAUAUCAGAAAGAAAAUAUCGUUUACUGCUGUGGGAAAGAGAAUUUUUCAUUCCCUAGCCCUUCUCUUUUCCUCAGGUCCUUGUCACACAAUACCAUGAGAUCCUGUAAUUUUAUUAGCCUCCCAAUAUCCUGAGAAGUGUAGUUUUAUGUCUCUCUGACACCUGGAUUAUUUCGUUACUGGCUUGAGCCAGUCAAGUUUCUCCUUAGCUAUCCUGUCCACAGAUGCUUCCCCUUCAAAUCAAACCCACUGGUCAAGAGGAAGCUAGUUUUUAUUUAUGAAAUAUGUUGUUUAUGUACUUCAAAAUACUUGAGACUUUUUUUUUUUCUGUGUUUGGUGCCUAAUUGGUAAAGGCACGUUAUCUUUUUGGCAGGGUACUUUGAAGGAAAAAAAAAAAAAGGGAGAAGGAAAGCAAAUGUAGAGGUCCUAGGUCAAGUUGUUAUGGUAAAUAAAAGAUGGCUAACAUAUAAAAAAAUCCAUAUAUAUAUAUAUAUAUACACACACACGGAGGGUUACAGUGCUGCAUAUAGAGUUUCUAGAAGAUCAGGGGUUUGUUUAGACAUAUGUAAAUGGUGAUAAAGCUAUUAAGUGGGGAAGAAGAGGUUUUUUGUCUUAGCUGCAGAGUGAGUACGUCUGUUCUGUGUUAAUACUACUGAUAGUAGCUUCAUGAUGCAUUGAAUCAACCUGAGUCAUUUUAACAUGUAAUUGUCUAUUUCAUAAGAGUUGCAUAUGGACAUAAUCAACCUUUAUAGAGACCUUUCUGACUUCACAAAACCUCUUUAUCCCAACAUGAUCCUCUGGUACUCUGCACCCUUCCGCAGUCAAGCAUCCCUCCCAUGCUAACUGGCCUGCAUAAUUCCAUCCAGGCAAGUUAGCAUCUUACCUUUCUGAUAACGAUUGAUUAUGGCUGAUUUAAAGGGAAUGGUCACACAAUAAAUGCUUGCGUGUUGGUGGUCACAUAGAAAAGAAAUGGCUCUCUUCAGUCUCCCAGUAUCCCCAAAAUCAUAGAACAGCCCAGGUUUGCAAGGACUUCGAAAGAUUGUCUGGUCCAGCCUUUUCUGGGAAAGGGAGCCUAGAUGGGAUUAUCCAGCACCCUGCCCAAUUGCAUCUUUAAAACCUCCAGUGACAGGGACUCUACCAUGUCCUUGGGGAGGUUGUUCCAGUUCUUACUAUAAAAAUAAUCUUCGAUAAUAUUCUGCUUCAGGAGGGAAGAAUACAGCCACUGGAAGGGCUUUGACUAGGCCAGGCAAUAGAACGUUCUCUAAAAGCAAAUCUUCCCAGAGCACUCCUUUUAGAAACGAUCUUGACUUUCCCUGGCACCUCAUCAUCUCUCAGUAUGAUUUUAUUCUUACAACUGUUAUUAACAUCCCUAUGAGAACAGAACUUUAUCUUGGGUGUGCUGCAACAUGAAAAAAAUUAAAAACAUUAUUUUGUUUGGUUUUGUUUCAAACAAAUUAUUUUGUUUGGAGAUGUUAGAAAUUGAUGCCUUUUCAGACAGAGCUUACCUUGGACAAGUAGUGAAUGCCAGCUGCUCUCCCAACUAAGCCUUUUUCAGAUGAAUACCAAAGGUAUACUGAUGCUGUUUCAAACUGCACAAGAAAUAGAACUAUGUAAGGGAUGUGCAAUCUGAAUUUCUUUUGCCAAUUUGUUACUAGCCUUUUCAGCUCUAGGAUGUGAAGGUUAUUGUUUUCAGCCAUGUGUUGGAGAUUUUGCGUAACAACUGUUCAGUAACAAACUGGAAUUACUUUGAGCCAAAGGAGUGAUGUUGUGUAGUGUUGUAUAAUGUCAUUGUUUAUUGCUAAGACUAUUAUUUAAUUGAAUGCUGUCUGUGGCACGUGGGCUCUGAAGUAAAGGAGCAUCAAGGUACAGAACGCUU
Messenger RNA from Grus americana (Whooping crane), 8112 nucleotides. It is a transcript of the gene PRDM15, whose product is annotated as PR/SET domain 15. Gene Ontology annotation, cellular component: cytoplasm; nucleus. The transcript has 24 exons. Bases 744 to 4286 code for a protein of 1180 amino acids. Lineage: Eukaryota; Metazoa; Chordata; Aves; Gruiformes; Gruidae. The record is from RefSeq and is a predicted model, not a curated record. Gene Ontology annotation, molecular function: histone deacetylase binding; RNA polymerase II cis-regulatory region sequence-specific DNA binding; DNA-binding transcription factor activity. Gene Ontology annotation, biological process: regulation of transcription by RNA polymerase II; cell fate commitment.